GCCCGGGGCGGAGGGCGGGCGCGGCCGGGGCGGGGCGGGGAGCGCCGCCGCAGAGGCCGCAGCGUCGUCACCGGCCGAAACUCUUAAGGAGAUAGUGAGAAAACACUGUAGCUCGAUGUCUGUCCCUCCUUCUUCCCAGCUAAUCCCCCAUCUGGAGAAUAGAGGAGGCGUGUCCUGCCAUGGUGUUGUGACAGCUCUUUCUACAAAUGCUUUAAUGGAACAGUUGCGUUUAAAAUACCAACAAAGGCCAUGGACUGAAACUCUGAAACUUGUUUAUUUUUGCAUGGAUAAUCCACUUCGAAAGCCUGUCAGUUAUGCUCCAGAUGGUCUAUUGCUUUCAUGCAUGGAGAAGAUAGAGAAGACAUUAAAUGCUAAAUCCAUGUUUUCUGUGAUGAACAUGUUGGAACUUUUAUCCAGACAAAAAGGACUUACUGUUCAUGUUAGCCCCAGUGGGACUGCCUGCUACAUAACAUCAAUGAUGUUUUAUGUAGAAAUUCAGCUGGAGAAGGAUGGAGAUGUGAUGGAUGUAAAGUUGGCUCACUUUGAAGAAGCUCCUGUGGUUUGUGAUGAUUUGGUCCAGCUUCUAAGGAUGAAGAACUUUGAUGCCUUUGGCAAGAUUCUAGAAGACCUGUCAAAUAUGUAUCAAAUUCCAGGAAACAGCGAAAUGAAAGCUAAGGGAUAUCAUGCUUUGCAGGCCCUUGAAAAAGACCUUUAUUCAAUGUCUCUUCUUGACAGAACACAGGAUCUAAACAGAAUUACUGAAGUACUUAAUGGAAAAGUAGGACACCUGGUGCCAAGAACUGGAGGAACCCCAAUGAACAUUGAAUUUUACAUUUCUCCCUACCAAGUUUUGGAAGCAGAAUUAAAUCAUGGUUCCCAGGUAUGUGGCACAAAAACAGUUGUAACUGUUGAAGGCACAGAUACACUCUACAAACUGCCUCUUUCUCCAUUAAUUAUAGAUCCUCAAGCUGGAGAGGACAGCAACCCUUCUUUUUUGCAACUGACUGAUGAACUCAGCAUGGAUUUGCCAGCUCAUUUUGUUCUUAAGUUUCAUCAGCCUGUUCCAAUGUCCUCAUCCAGUAUUGAAGAGAUACAGAAACUCACAGGAAUUCAGAUUUCUGGCUUGAAACUAGCUCCACUGUAUGAACUAAUUGUUCAGUCUACUCUUAAAGAAAAAUGCAGUGAAGACUUGUCUACAAAUAAAUCUUGUUUCUUUGUGUCUCUUCCAGAUUGCCCAAGGCACUGUUACGUCAUAAACAAGGGCUCAGAAAAAUCAGGUUUAGCAGGAACCUUGGUCAGUAAAAUCCCAUUUAGCCAUCCAAAGUGUGUGCCUGGCAUAAUAGAGAUUCUUCGACAUCAAGUGGCAUAUAACACACUUAUUAGCAGCUGUGUCUCUGAGAAGCAUAUAAAUGAAGAUGAUUCAGAACUGCUUUACUUUGAAGUGGUACCACACAAGAACACCAGCUUUUCUGUCUUUUUCCUUCAUCCUGUGAAAGAGAAUUUAGCCUGUGUGGUAAUUGAUGUUAUAACCUCUAGAGAAGUCCAAUGUCACCUUCAUUUAAAUCCUCAAGAUCCAACUCUAAAUUCUACUGAUGACUUCAUAGCAAGAACUGUGAAAUGUUGCAUGUCAGUCCCAGUUGUCAUGAGAGCUGUUUUAAGGAAUGCUGCCAAGGUGAAAGCUGACAGUGAAACACAAGACAUGGACACAGAGUAACAACCUGGACCACAAUCAGAGCAAACUACAGAUUCUAACAGUCUCAAAGAAAGCCUUUCUGGGGCUGGUCAGCAGUACUGGGUAGUGACAGAUAAGCAAAAUAAUACAGACAGUACAGAAGAAAAUCUCUCUACAGCCAAACUGGAAACUCUGGGUGAUAACAUGGAAAACAAAGUAACCCCUCACUAUGCACUGAAACUCUGUGGAGGAAGUAAUUCCAUAGCUAGCACAGAAGCUGAUGUAAUAGACAAAAAUCCUGACAGUUUUAUAAACAAAAAUAAAGUCUAUUUAGUAAUUUGUGAA
Vidua macroura (Pin-tailed whydah) is the source of this 2017-nucleotide messenger RNA. Its product is annotated as mediator of RNA polymerase II transcription subunit 1-like. Lineage: Eukaryota; Metazoa; Chordata; Aves; Passeriformes; Viduidae. Bases 116 to 1714 code for a protein of 532 amino acids. Gene Ontology annotation, biological process: cellular response to thyroid hormone stimulus; regulation of transcription by RNA polymerase II. The transcript is spliced from 18 exons. Gene Ontology annotation, molecular function: transcription coregulator activity; nuclear vitamin D receptor binding; nuclear retinoic acid receptor binding. The record is from RefSeq and is a predicted model, not a curated record. Gene Ontology annotation, cellular component: mediator complex.